ACCAAUAAAUCUAGAUUACUGGUAACAAUGGCCGCCGGACUAUUCGUUUUGAUAUAUAGUUUUAAAUGUGUAAUGGGGAAACGCGAAGGGUUUAUAGUCGGGGGUGACUAUGUACGAAAUUUGACAUAUUUUCCUUGGGCGGGAUUUCUGUUGUUUAAUGGCUACGACGAGUCCUAUGGAUGCGGCUCAUCUAUUUUAAACCAAGAUAUAUUGAUAACAGCCGCGAACUGUUUCACAUUUAAUGAUUUUUUCGAGAUAACAGCUACCGUUGGUCACAAGGAUAAGUAUCAAGGAUAUGUUUACCGCGUCGAAGCAUACAAGCUCCACAGCGAAUGGGAUAUAUUCACCAUGAGCCACGACAUAGCUCUGUGCAAACUGAAAAAAAAACUGUAUUUAAGACAUUAUGUGAAGAGAUUGAUUCUUAUGGUGCGUCCACCGAAGGAAAAGACAGCUGAACUGGUCGGAUGGGGCGCAAUCGAAGAAAUUAGAUUCAAGGAUACAAAACUGAUAAAAACCGUAUACCAGAAAUUGUGGACUCGAGAAAAAUGCAAAGAAGUCUUAUACGAAUUACCCGAAGGAACUAUUUGCGGAGGGGAAGAAAAUGGUAGUGACUUCCCUUCUAGUGGAGAUACAGGCAGCGGCCUCGUAAUUAGGCGACUAAUAAUCGUUGGGGUGUACUCGUACAAAGACAUUCGGGUGUCGCGCAGUCUGGGAGUCUACACCAACGUCUCAUAUUUCUACGAUUGGAUUAAACGCAGCUCGAGACAAUUAAAGUGCGACUAGGAAGAAAUCACAUUAUUUUCUAUUUUGAUUUGUUUUGUUUUAUUAGUCACAUGUUAGUC
Messenger RNA from Cydia fagiglandana, 842 nucleotides. Its product is annotated as trypsin epsilon-like. Gene Ontology annotation, molecular function: serine-type endopeptidase activity. The coding region runs from base 28 to 783 and encodes 251 amino acids. NCBI's taxonomy places the organism in Eukaryota, Metazoa, Arthropoda, Insecta, Lepidoptera, Tortricidae. Gene Ontology annotation, biological process: proteolysis. The transcript has 3 exons. The record is from RefSeq and is a predicted model, not a curated record.